Molecule: messenger RNA, 1322 nt
Organism: Hylaeus volcanicus
Lineage: Eukaryota; Metazoa; Arthropoda; Insecta; Hymenoptera; Colletidae
Gene: crok
Exons: 3
Coding region: 126-584 (152 amino acids)
Biological process (GO): positive regulation of voltage-gated potassium channel activity; sleep; regulation of synaptic transmission, cholinergic
Source: RefSeq, a predicted model, not a curated record
CGUGGUUGCGUGGCGUGGUCAGUCGUAGGCGUAAGUAGGCGUGGGCCUUUUUCGAGUAAUUACUCAUUGGGUGUUGACAUUAAUUAUUUUCAUUUAUCCUAAAGUGAUUAUUUAUUCCUGAUAUAAUGACCCGAGAUAUAAGUUUGCGUGUUUUGGUGUCAGUGUUGUUUCUCCUUUGCUGUAUUCCACACGUAUUUUCUAUAAAGUGCUGGGUAUGCAGAUCGGAUUCGGAUCCAAAAUGUGCCGACCCUUUCGAUAAUACCACCGUACCCAUUACGGAUUGCAAACAGGAACCAGACCUCGCACACUUGCCAGGCGUGAGACCUACCAUGUGUCGUAAAAUCCGUCAGAAAGUUAACGGGGUAUGGAGGUAUUUUCGUAGUUGCGCCUACAUGGGCGAACCAGGAAUCGCAGGUGACGAACGAUUUUGUCUUAUGAGGACUGGAACUUACAACAUAUUCAUGGAAUAUUGUACUUGCAAUAGCAAAGAUGGAUGUAACGCGGCAUCUCACGAUCAGGGGAGUUUAACAGUUUUAAUGAUAGUUGGGAUAAUACCGUUGCGAUACGUACUUCUUUAUACCUAACAAACUUAACCAAAGAUUAUCCAUAAUCGCCACAAAGUAACUACGUAUGUAUAUCGAAACGUAUAUUCUUACGGUGUAGAGAUCUACUGGUACUUACCAAUGAGAGAGUUUUCGACGAUAUUAUAAUUCGAAUCUCGAGUGAAUAGGAGGUGUAAAUUAAGUUGGCGUUGCAUAAUCUUAUUCGACGACAAUUUUACAUCUUUGGACAUUUAUAUCGCUUUUUAUAAAUACGUACAAGCAUCUGUUGUUGUGCCUUAUUAGAAAGAAGUACGAAACAAAUAGGGGAAUACCUUUAAGACAUUUUUUAACAAUUGUAUAAUACAACGUUUUACUCUUUUUUAGAGGUAUUUUACAUUGAUAUUUUAUAACAAUCUAUCGCGAGUUCGUAUAGAAAUAUAUUUUUAAUAAUAUAAAAAUGUAUGAUUGUAUUAUACUUACUUUUCAAUUUAUACUUGGUUAGUACAAAAGAUGAAUGCUAAGACAUCGAUAUAAUCGAUCAUCGUUAAGAUUAGCGCUUCGUAUAAGACUGUCGAUACCGUCCGUUAUAGAGUUUUGAACUUAGUAUUAUUAUAAAACUAUAGCGUUCAUUAUAUUUUUAUAUGUACUUUCAACAAGCGACGUUAGUUAUCGAACGACAUCUUUUCCUUACACAUAUUAUGUCAUGCAUAGAAUAAAAGUGUCGAUUAAAGAAGAUGUAUUACAAAUAUUACGCUUUAUAAAUAAAUAGAUAUCAUCUUU